GCCUCGGGACUAGGUGGAUAGACAAGCCCCGGGCAUCGGACAGCCUCGAUUGGAGUGAGGAAGCGGAGCGCCCGUGUAGACAGUAUUUUAUAAAAGUUCUCUUCAACUGAGGAGAACGUGUAGAUGCUGGGGAGGAAUGUGGCAAGCGUUUUAAAGCACCGCGUGUGGUUAGAACACAGGGAUCCGGAGUCCCCAUUCAGUAUCUGUGAGCCCUUAGGCAAGUCACUCAACUUCUUGGAGCCUCAGUAAAGUGGGGAUGAAGGUGACAAUACCUGCCUCAUAGGGUUCAGGUGAAGAUGAGAUGAGAUGUGCCUGUAAAAACACUUACCACGGGCGCCUGCUACUUCUCACUUUUAAUCAUUCGAGCAGCUUGGGCAUAUGUUGAGGCCAAUAGGAAGGAGCUGGGAGGCAGUGAAGGCAGAGGAGAGAGAAAGGGACCCAAGAACUUGGGCAGAGAGGGAAAUCUGGGAUGCCUGUGCCUAACCAGGGGAAGGAGGGAAUAGUUGGGGAUGCAGAGCAGUUGGCAGGUUUGGGGUGUAUGGUUAAGUGAGUGGCUUUUGGACAGUCUUUCUCUGAAGCAACCUUCAAAGUCAUUUGCUGAAAGGGCCAGGCCAGGGCUGGCCCAGGUGAAGCUGGAGAACCUGAUUUCCGCUGCAACAGUAGCGAAGGAUGCCUUGCCCUUUUUGCCAGCAACCCCUUGCAGACUCAGCAUCGUUCCAGGGAAGGUGGGCAGUUGAAUUUACUAGACUCAGAGGAUAACAUCUGACCUACCUUGCCCACUUGUGAGGCUCAACUAAAGUUGAUGAAUGUGAAAACACUAUAUAUAUAAGCAUAAUUUACCAUUUUAAUCUUUUUUCCUGAUCUUGAGGAGCUGGAAGGGCCACGCCAUCAAUACCAAAGCCUUCUGAGCACUUGACUUGCGCUGUGCACCAUGCCACACUUUCACCCACAAUCUCAUCUGGUUAUUUCGACAGUCAGAUAGGGUAACCGAGACCCACUGUGAGGAAGUGACUUUCACCUCCUCUGGAUGGGGCAGAGCUCAUACGCAUGGAACUUUCAUUUUUGGACCUGCCUCCAGAACCCUGGGGAUUUCCACUGGAGUGGUGAUCACCCCCACCGAGAAUCCCAGACUGCUCGGAGGACCCAGGGAAUACAGACGAGUCAGGGACUGGAGCUCUCUCUGCCCCUGGCCCUGGGGAGGAAGUGGAGGAAGCCAGCGGCAGCCUGAGGUCCCCCCCGACAGGGGAAACUCUGAACUGCCGUCCCUGAAAGUCCGCGAUGCGGUUCUUCUCUCUGUCUGACUUGCUCUUCACCUCCCUCUCACUCGAAAGAAUGACUGGACGCUCCUGGAGCUUGCAGUCACCAUCCAGGGGAUUUUUUGCACCACAAAGGGUAAUUCCUGUCUCAUCCCUGCUGUGACUCAGCAGUGACGUCGAACCGUACAAGCCAGCGAGAAGAUAAAGGCAUCAGCCGCCCGCGUAUCAGAGCGGGUAGCCCAGCAGAGCGCACCUCUUCUCCCAGCACAGACCGCGGGGCUGGGCCCCUGCCCCGAGGAGCUUGGACCAGGCCCUCCACCCCCGGGCCCACCUGGGACCCCGGGAUGGCCUCUGGCUCGGCCAGCAGCCCCCGCCCGGCCCCCGAUGAGAAUGAGUUCCCCUUUGGGUGCCCCCCCACCGCCUGCCAGGACCCCCCAGAGCCCGGGCCUGCCUGCUGCGCUGUCUGUCUCUCUGAGAACGCGAGGAAUGGUGAGGAUCAGAUCUGUCCCAAAUGCAAAGGGGAAGACACCCCGUCUGAAAGUCCAGGAAGCCUUCUGUCUCAGGAGAAGGAUCGCCCCGAGGUGGCUGAGGCUGGAGUUGGGUGCCCCUUUGCAGGUGUUGGCUGCUCCUUCAAGGGAAGCCCAAAGUUCAUGGAGGAGCAUGAGGUCACCUCCCAGGCUGCCCACCUGAACCUGCUGUUGGGGUUCAUGAAGCAGUGGAAGGCCCAGCUGGGCUCUGGCCUGGGGUACGGGCCCAUAGCCCUGGAACGGAACCUGUCGGACCUGCAGCUGCAGGGGGCCGUGGAGGUGGCCGGGGACCUGGAGGUGGACUGCUAUCGGGCCCCCUGCUCCGAGAGCCAGGAGGAGCUGGCCCUGCAGCACUUCAUGAAGGAGAAGCUCCUGACGGAGCUGGAAGGGAAGCUGUGCGUGUUCGAGAACAUUGUGGCCGUCCUCAACAAGGAGGUGGAGGCCUCCCACCUGGCCCUGGCCGCCUCCAUCCACCAGAGCCAGCUGGACCGCGAACACAUCCUGAGCCUGGAACAGAGGGUGCUGGAGUUGCAGCAGACCCUGGCCCAGAAGGACCAGGCCUUGGGCAAGCUGGAGCAGAGCCUGCGCCUGAUGGAGGAGGCCUCCUACGACGGCACCUUCCUGUGGAAGAUCACCAACGUCUCCCGGCGUUGUCAUGAGUCGGCCUGCGGCAGGACCGUCAGCCUCUUCUCCCCAGCUUUCUACACUGCCAAGUAUGGAUACAAGUUGUGCCUGCGGCUCUACCUGAACGGGGAUGGGACGGGGAAGAGGACCCACCUGUCCCUCUUCAUCGUGAUCAUGAGAGGGGAAUACGAUGCUCUGCUGUCGUGGCCUUUCAGGAACAAGGUCACCUUCAUGCUGCUGGACCAGAACAACCGUGAGCACGCUAUCGACGCCUUCCGGCCCGACCUGAACUCAGCUUCCUUCCAGCGGCCCCAGAGUGAAACCAACGUGGCCAGCGGCUGCCCACUCUUCUUCCCCCUCAACAAGCUGCAGUCGCCCAAGCACGCCUACGUGAAGGACGACACCAUGUUCCUCAAGUGCAUCGUGGAGACGAACACUUAGGGCUGGCGGGGCCCAGCCAUCCGUGCCCGGGUCCUCGGGGAGACCAGCUCGGAAGGGGGGUCAGCACGAUGACCGCAGUCCCAGCUCCUUGUGCCCGAGACCCCAGGGCACAAUGAUGGGCCGGGGCUGGCAUCCCCUGAGCCUGGCUGACAGAUUGGCCGUCACCUUAGCGGCGGGACCUUGGAGCAGACCCACAGAGGCAGAAGGUGCAGACGGAGGCGGUGCAGGGCUGGUCCCCCAGCACUCACCACGCAAAACUGGAGGCCAGGGAGCCACCCCAGCCCCGAACGUGGGGUGGACUCUGGCCCAGAGAGAGAGGGUGUGGGGGCCCGGCUGGGGCGUGGAUGCUGAGCUGGAGAUGCGGGACCUCAGCCAAGGGCUCCGGGGAUGGGGAGGCCUCUGCAGGUCACCAUGGAGACCGUGCUUGCUGUCUUCCUGCUCGGGGGUCAGAACCGCAACCAGGGGUGGAAGGGACGGAGCCCAGUGCAAAUCAGUCUGUCCCGGCCUGGACUGAGUUCCCCGGCACUGGAGGUGAACAAGCAACUGCAGAGGGCUGUGCUUUGGGGAGGGCAUCAAACGGGGGGUGGAUUCGAAGACCUUCGCGGUUCCUUCCAAGCCCAGAGCAUCUCUAAUGCUCAGCCUCCAGGCCAGCUGAGGCCAAGGGCUGCAGCGUUCGGGAGCCCCGUGCCUUCCAGCGUCCUGACUCACCUUCAGCACCUUGAGGUGGGCAAGCUGGCCUGCAUGGCUCUGUCCCCACUGGGCCUGGCAGCUGGCUUCCCCUCUAUGCAGAGCCACACACAGGCCCUGUGUCCUGCGCCUCCCCCAGCCAAAGGCCCCUCCGCCUCCUCCCGGGGAAACCAGGUCUCUGAGCUCCCAGGAGCAGCCUCAAGGAGCGUGGAGAAGGAUAGGGACCCACACUCCCCGUGCUGCCUGCCCGGGGCCCCCCUCAGCCAUGUUCAGAACCCCAGGUCACCGCUGAACCAAAGUAACCACAUCUCUAUUUGACGGGUCAGGACCUCUGAGCCACCCACAGACGCUGUCCUUUUGUGUGUAUAAAGCCAGAGAAAGAACUGUUCUUUAAUCUCUUUUGCAGUUUUCAUGAAGGGUUGUGGGAGCUGGUGGUGACUUUCGAGGUCUGGGUGGACCGGCCAGUUUUGCAGGCAGCACCCAAGGUUCUGCUGCUUGGUCUUCUGUCUGUAACGGGGGAACCGCCCUUCCUGCCUCACUCACCGAGUUCACUGACCUCAGAGGAGGUGCUACACAGGAGAGGCUGGCAAGAAGCGCGGGCACCGCCGCCCGCCUGGCCAGGCCAGGGCUCACUUGUCUUCCCACCUUGGAGGUCGCUACACGACCUGCUGCAGGACCCUGGCCCAUCUUCCCAGAUCCCCGAGGCUUCGCGUUGCCACGCAGAGCUCCAAGGCAGCCCGCCUCACCUCUCCCCUCCAGCCUUCCCUGCAGCUUACUCUCCUGCUGAGGCUCUGAGUCACUCCUCAGACCCUCAGUGUUCUCAUCUGUGAAAUGGGUUAGCAGCCCCGCCUGUCGUCUCCAGCCUGGCGUUUCUGAGGCUGGCCGUCCCACGGGAGGUGAGUGGGCAGCACGGCCCAGUGGGCUGAGUGUGUCAGAACACCAAGACCCCAGCCCCCAGGGCAGAUCUGGUAUCCCAUCUUGCCUCAGCCUCUUCACUUACAGACACAAAAGCACCCUGCCUGGCCCUGACCCGCCCACAGGGUUUCCACAAGGCUGAAAUAUGAUGCCAGAGCUCUAGUGCCUCGCAGGCUAGCGGCAUCUCGCCAGACACGACAGGCCACCAACACGUCAGGACUUCUUUUUCUCGUCCCCGCCGCUGACAACCUGUCAUGAGGCUGACCUGCUUCCUUGACGUGUGUGGAAACAGGAGAUGAGUAAUGGGAACACUUGUCUCAAAGCUGGUGUCCUGGCGAAGGAAUAACCACCCCUACUCGCUGAGCUAAUAAGGGCUUUGUGGGACAAGCACUCCUAGAGACAACUGUCACUCUGUACCUUUCACCACUUGUGUCUGAUGAGAGGAGACACACACUCCCUUCAAACAGUGUGAGCCGCAGCCAUUCUUUCGGCUGAGCUUUAUUGAGACCUACUGUGCUGGACCCUGGUGGGUGGGGAAAGGUAAGGGAUGCACUUUAUCCUCAAGGAACUCUUAGCUCUGGGCAAAACAGGUCCAUAAGUAGAUCAAUAAGAGAAACUCAGAGAAAGCUUGGGACGUUCAGACCCAUUGGUUGAAGCAGGGAGGGCUUCCUGGAAGAGGUGGCAUGUAAACUCAGCCUUUAAAUAUUUUGAGAUGCAGAGGAUAGGGAUGUGGGGAAGAGCAAAUGCCCAGAGAUGGGAUGCUGUCUUGCUUUCAGGUAAUGUCUGGAAGGCAGAACCACAGAGGGAAAGUCAGGAAGGUAGGAUGGGCUGGAGUGCAGAAGGCAUCCAAGGUGGUCCCAGCUGCCUGAAAAUAUCAGCGCUGGGUGGGAGGGUCUCGAGUCGCCUGCGUGUGACCCUUCAGGCUGUUGAUGGCAGGAUGAGACGGUGAUUUUAAACCUUUACUAAUUUAUCUUCCACCAAAGCCCUACAUUAAAUGCACCAAACACCUGAGGUGCUACCAUUUACCGGUGGUCCAGGGGGAGGGGAGGCAAGACGCAGGCGGAUCCAUUCUUUCAUUGGCUCCUCAUAAACCCCUGUGAGGCAGGCAGAGUUGAAUAUCCUUUUAGAAACUGGGAAACUGAGGCCGGAGACACCAGGUGGCCUCCCUAAGGUCGGGUGGGAGCAAGGGAGGCAGUGGAAUUAGCAAGAAGGAGUGUUUUCCUUCUUCUAGACUGAUGAGGAAUUUCCGUCUCUUUUGUGUCUUCGGCCAAGAUGAGGUCACAUCUUCACAGGGAGCCUUGGGAGGUGAUGGGUCCCUCUGCUCCCAGCCUGUGGGAACCACCCUGUCACCCCCACAGUGCCCAUGAGGAGGGGCGUGUGAGCACAACCGAGGGGACUUCACUCACGGGCGGCUCACAGGCCACCUCGGUGGUGUCUGCAGGGGAUCUCGGACCACCCCGAGCCAUAGGGACAGCUAUUAUCUCUGCCCUUAAUUGUCCAUUUCUAAUGGUAAGAGACAUGUACUCUAGUAGAAACACUGGAUAACUACAAAAGUGAUGCACAAAAGAAAGUAAAAAAAAAAAUCCGCCGUGAGCCCAGUGUCCAGAGGGCACUACUGGGAACAUUUUAGUAAAUGUUCUUUGUCGUUUUGAAACGGUACGUACAGACACAGAGAGAGAGAGAGACUUAUAAAAAGUGCAUUUAAAUCAUA
Messenger RNA from Odocoileus virginianus texanus, 6161 nucleotides. NCBI's taxonomy places the organism in Eukaryota, Metazoa, Chordata, Mammalia, Artiodactyla, Cervidae. The record is from RefSeq and is a predicted model, not a curated record.